Hippoglossus stenolepis (Pacific halibut) is the source of this 1012-nucleotide messenger RNA. RefSeq lists its product as uncharacterized. The record is from RefSeq and is a predicted model, not a curated record. Bases 107 to 1009 code for a protein of 300 amino acids. The transcript is spliced from 5 exons. NCBI's taxonomy places the organism in Eukaryota, Metazoa, Chordata, Actinopteri, Pleuronectiformes, Pleuronectidae.
GGUCACGUGGAGGACCUCGCAGAGACAAGAGCAUAUGAUCCACAAACACAGACGUUUAAAAGUCUGACCGGCCCUUGUUGUUGGGGACACGGGUUGAAUCGGCGCGAUGCCCGGAAGACGCGUCUCCCGCCGCUCUCCGGUGACUCCACCGCGCAACGGACGGCUUGGAGCUCGAGGCGACAGUCCGGAGCCCAGAGACCGGCGGGUGCUGGACGCGUUGGGUGGCUUGUCUCGCCAGAUGACUGAGUUCGCUGCCGACUUAAACCAGAAGCUGGACGAGGUGAACAUCACGCUGCUGGCCCUGGAGGAGAGGAUGACUGCGGUGGAAUGCAAAGUCAACUCCGAACCCAGUGUGCAGGAGUCGAAGCGGAAAAGACGGGCGCACAACCCCAAGAUCGCGGAAACUGUGCGUCGUGUUCACAACUCUGAGUCGAAUGGCAGGCGCUACGAGCCGGAGCAAGGCCUGAGCUCCGCACACAACGAGGCAGUCACUGAACAUCUGGUCGAAGCUCUCGCUGCAACUCCGGGCUUGCGCUGUGUGGAACAUGACGUCAUAAUAUCUGCAUGUAAGACGUAUUACGAGACGUUGCGAAGGAACUUCCGCUACAGCCAACCGGACCUUGUGGAUCAGGCAGCCGCAUUGAAAAGCACAGCCCGGAGUCGACAGAGAAGGAAAAGGCUGCUCGAAGCGAGGCAGAGUGUCCUGGUGGCAGAUGACCUGGAGUUCUGGAGGGGCACCACCAUCGACAUGAUGUCGGAUGAGGAGGACGGCACGUUUGAGGGGGGGUCUGGGUGGAUAGUGCGGCGUCCAUCCUUCCGCAGCCAGGAGCUCACCGACAUGUGUGCCACACUUCAGACGAGACUAGAGGGUUGUCCGAAGUACACAACCACACACCACAGGCGUCUGCACACUGGGGAAAACUCGGACAGAGUGCCACCUAGAACGUACGACCCAGAGGCGGCAAAGAGACAUUUCAAGCCCCACAUGAUACCCCAGGUCCGGCUGUAGGCC